Messenger RNA from Colletotrichum higginsianum IMI 349063, 3261 nucleotides. RefSeq names its product RNA helicase. Lineage: Eukaryota; Fungi; Ascomycota; Sordariomycetes; Glomerellales; Glomerellaceae. The transcript has 2 exons. Bases 1 to 3261 code for a protein of 1086 amino acids. The record is from RefSeq and is a predicted model, not a curated record. Gene Ontology annotation, cellular component: cytoplasm. Gene Ontology annotation, molecular function: hydrolase activity; RNA helicase activity; zinc ion binding. Gene Ontology annotation, biological process: nuclear-transcribed mRNA catabolic process, nonsense-mediated decay.
AUGGAGGGAGCGUUCAACCACCUGGGGAACCACCUCCUAAGUGACUCGGCAGCCGCGAUCAAGGCCGGCGCCGACGAUUUUACCGGCAUCGAACCCGACGACAGUUUCCUCUACGGCAAGUUCGGCGGUCGUGGUGGCCGCCGCCGCGCCGAUGACGAUGACAACCAAACGGAGCUCUACGACGAUGAAGACAACGAUAGCUUGACGAGCAUGCCCGUUGGGGCCCUGAAGGAUUUGAGCCUCGGAAGACCCCAGGAGGAAGAUAGGGAGCUUCCUCCCCACGCUUGCGCGUAUUGUGGGAUUCAUUCCCCGAGUUCCGUCGUCAAGUGCCUUGGCUGCAACAAAUGGUUUUGUAGUGCCCGCGGCAAUGCGACUUCUUCCCACAUUGUCAACCAUUUGGUGAGAGCUCGACACAAAGAGGUUCAGCUUCACCCCGAAUCCACCCUAGGUGAUACCGUGCUGGAGUGCUACAACUGCGGAACUAAGAACGUUUUUCUUCUCGGCUUCAUCCCUGCCAAGUCGGAUACCGUCGUUGUGCUCUUGUGCCGUCAGCCAUGUGCCGCGAACACUUCUUCCAAGGAUAUGAGCUGGGACACUUCUCGAUGGCAACCCCUGAUUGAGGAGCGAGCUUUUCUGACCUGGCUCGUUGCCACUCCGUCCGAUGCUGAGCAGCUUCGAGCUCGGCACCUGACACCGCCCAUGAUCGCGAAGUUGGAGGAGAUGUGGAAGGAGAACGCGACCGCGACUGUUGCGGACCUCGAAAAGGCUGCUAGCAUCGAUGACGACCCGCACCCCGUCUUGCUCAAGUACGACGACCCCUAUCACUACCAGAACAUCUUUGGCCCUCUGGUCAAGAUGGAGUCCGACUACGACAAGAAGCUCAAGGAGGCGCAGUCCGAGGACGGUCUCACCGUUCGCUGGGAUUACGGACUCAACAACAAGCAUCUGGUCAGCUUCGAACUGCAUAAGAUAGAGUCUGGUGACGUCAAACUGGCUGUUGGCGAUGAGAUGCGGCUCCGCUACAAGGGCGAGCUCCGUCCGGCCUGGGAGGGAGUCGGCUAUGUCAUCAAGAUCCCCAACAACCAGUCUGACGAAGUCACUCUCGAGCUGCGUAAGGCCGGCAACGAGAAGCAAGUCCCCACUGAGUGUACCCACAACUUCUCGGCAGACUACGUGUGGAAGGCGACGUCGUAUGACCGCAUGCAGUAUGCGAUGAAGACAUUCGCCGUGGACGACAUGAGUGUCUCGGGAUACAUCUUCCACAAGCUGCUGGGUCAUGAUGUCGCGGUUGCGCCGAUGAAGACGACCAUGCCUAAGAAGUUCAGCGUUCCUGGCCUCCCCGACCUCAACACGAGCCAGAUCGCCGCCAUCAAGGCCGUACUGUCGACCCCGCUCAGCUUGAUCCAGGGCCCUCCGGGUACCGGCAAGACUGUGACUUCGGCAACCAUUAUUUACCACCUGUGCAAGAUGAACAAUGGACAAGUCCUUGUUUGUGCCCCAUCCAACGUCGCCGUCGACCAGCUCUGCGAGCGCAUUCACCGCACUGGUCUCAAGGUCGUUCGUCUCACAGCCAAAUCCCGCGAGGAUGUCGAGUCGUCCGUAAGCUUCCUUGCGCUCCAUGAGCAGGUCCGUAUGAACGACAGCAACGGAGAGCUAGUCAAGCUUGCACAGCUCAAGAGUGAGCUUGGCGAGCUAUCCAGCCAGGACGAGAAGAAGUUCAAGCAGCUCACCAAGGCGGCCGAGAGAGACAUCCUUCACAACGCCGACGUUGUCUGCUGCACUUGUGUUGGCGCUGGUGAUCCUCGCCUGUCCAAGAUGAAGUUUCGCAACGUCCUCAUCGAUGAGUCGACCCAAUCCGCCGAGCCUGAGUGCAUGAUUCCUCUUGUCCUUGGGUGUAAGCAGGUUGUCCUUGUCGGCGAUCACAAGCAACUGGGCCCUGUCAUCAUGAACAAGAAGGCCGCGAAGGCAGGUCUCAACCAGUCUCUUUUCGAGCGUCUCGUCAACCUGCGAUUGGUGCCUAUUCGCCUGAACAUACAGUACCGCAUGCACCCAUGUCUAUCGGAGUUCCCUUCCAACAUGUUCUACGACGGGUCUCUCCAGAACGGCGUCACGGUCAAGGAUCGCGUCCGCCGCGAUGUGGACUUCCCUUGGCCUGUCGUUGACAUGCCGAUGAUGUUCUGGUCCAACUUGGGCAAUGAGGAAAUCUCGGCUUCCGGAACGUCGUACCUGAACCGCACUGAGGCGUCCAACGUGGAGAAGGUUGUCACUCGCUUCUUCAAGGCGGGAGUCAAGCCUCUGGACAUCGGCGUCAUCACUCCGUACGAGGGACAGCGAAGCUACAUCGUGAGCACCAUGCAGAACACGGGCACAUUCAAGAAGGAGAGCUACAAGGAGGUCGAGGUUGCUUCUGUCGAUGCCUUCCAGGGUCGUGAGAAGGACUUUAUCGUUCUGUCUUGCGUCCGUUCCAACGACAACCAAGGCAUCGGCUUCCUUUCGGACCCGCGCCGCCUCAACGUCGCCCUGACCCGUGCUAAGUACGGCCUUGUCAUCAUCGGUAACCCCAAGGUCCUUUCCAAGCAUGAGCUGUGGCACCACUUGCUUGUCCAUUUCAAGGACCGCAAGUGCUUGGUCGAGGGACCUUUGACCAACCUGCAGACUUCGCUAUUGCAGUUUGGAAAGCCGAGAACCGCUUACCGCCAAAAGAUGAGCCAGCCCCCUCAGUUCAACGCAGGCGGCCCCCCCAACGGCGGCAACCGCUUCAACGGCGCUGGCUCGACGCGCGACUUUGAUUCGGGCUCGUUGAUGUCGUACAUCCCUGACGAUGUUUCGUCCAUCCACAGCUCCCUGGGUGGCGCCGGCCUGAACACCACUUACCCUCCUAUCUUUUCGAGCUUCACGCCCGAUCAGUGGCCGGGUCUGCCGGGUGUUCCUGGUACGGGACGGUCCGGCAACAAGAGAGGGGGUCGUGGCACUGAGAGCAUUGCGGGCGAGAGUGUUGCCAACUCGGAAUACACGGACGCCAGCGCCAGCGUCAUCGGCGCCAAGGGUGUUGGUCAGGGUGGUGUCAGCUUGGGCGCCGGUCUUCAAGAUGCCAUCCACGGCAUGCGCCCGGCGUCAUACAGUCACAGCGAUCGGUUGAAGCACUACGUCGAAAGCGGCGGUCGCAUGGGAGCCGGCAACGGCUUCGGCCGGCGGUACGACGACGACGAGAAGAGCGUCAGCACCGCGUUCCACAGCCAGAUUGGUGGCGGAUUUGACUGA